Messenger RNA from Colletotrichum truncatum, 1455 nucleotides. RefSeq names its product cytochrome c oxidase assembly protein cox15. NCBI's taxonomy places the organism in Eukaryota, Fungi, Ascomycota, Sordariomycetes, Glomerellales, Glomerellaceae. Gene Ontology annotation, cellular component: mitochondrial inner membrane. The record is from RefSeq and is a predicted model, not a curated record. Gene Ontology annotation, biological process: heme A biosynthetic process. Gene Ontology annotation, molecular function: oxidoreductase activity, acting on NAD(P)H, heme protein as acceptor.
AUGGCGUCUUUCGCACCGGGUUUGCGAAGGCUGGCCCUUCGGGCUUCGCCUUCACUUUUAAUAUUGCGACAAUGCCAGCGGCAGCAGCCGCAAUGGCAAUCCUCUUCCCGAAUCCUCGAUAUCGUACGAUCGCAGCAGCCGCAGCAGAUCCGAUGCUUCAACCAGACCAAGGCUCCGCUGAACUUCAGCAGCAAUGUCAUCGCCGACAAGGCCUCCCCAAUCGCCCAGCAGGCUGCUGAGGCGGCCAAGGAUACUGUUAAGAAAAGCGCAUGGCCCGAGACGAAUUCCAAGUCUGUAGCAUAUUGGCUUCUUGGUAGCGCAGUCAGUGUCUUUGGUAUCGUUGUCUGGGGUGGCCUCACGAGGUUGACCGAAUCUGGCUUGAGUAUCACUGAAUGGCGUCCUGUAACCGGCUCUCUCCCUCCGCGCAACGAUGAAGACUGGGAAUCCGAAUUCGAAAAGUACCGUGCUUCCCCCGAAUUCAAGCUUCUCAACCCGCAUAUGACUUUGGACGAGUUCAAGAAGAUCUACUUCAUGGAGUGGUCCCACCGUCUCUGGGGCCGUUUUAUUGGAAUGUCCUUCGUUUUGCCGACUCUGUACUUCAUCGCCCGCCGCCGCGUCACCCCUAAGAUGGCGGUCAACCUCCUUGGAAUCUCCGCCCUCAUCGGCUUUCAGGGCUUCAUCGGCUGGUGGAUGGUCAAGUCUGGCCUCAAGGAUGACCUUUUCGCUCCCGGCUCCCACCCUCGUGUCUCCCAGUACCGCCUGACUGCCCACCUUGCCACGGCCUUCGUCUGCUACUCCUGGAUGCUCAUGUCCGCUUUGUCCAUCCUACGUACCCGCCGCCUACUCGCCGACCCUGUCGCCGCCUCCAAGGCUCUGGCUGCCCUUCAGAACCCUGCCAUCAAGACCUUCCGCCGCCUGUCCUUUGCCCUUGUCGCCCUGGUCUUUACCACCGCCAUGUCUGGCGCUCUCGUCGCUGGCCUCGACGCUGGUCUCAUCUACAACGAGUUCCCCUACAUGGGCCUCGGUCUCACCCCGCCAGCCAAGGAGCUCUGGGACAAAUUCUACUCUCGCAAGGAGGAUGGCUCUGACCUGUGGUGGCGCAACAUGCUCGAGAACCCCAGCACUGUUCAGCUCGACCACCGCAUCCUCGCCAUGACCACGCUCACUGCUAUCCUCUCCCUCUUUGCUUACUCCCGCACCGGUCGCGUGGCUGCCGCCCUUCCCAGAGAUGUGAAGAAGGGUGUCAUGGGCACCGUCCAUUUGGUUCUUAUGCAGGCCGCUCUGGGCAUCAGCACCCUCAUCUACAUCGUCCCUACCCAUCUGGCCGCGACUCACCAAGCUGGUGCUCUGGCCCUGCUGACUGGCGCCCUGGUUCUCGGCCACCGCCUGCGUGUGCCCAAGUCCACCCUGGCUAUGAUCCAGAAGCGCAUCAAGGCCAUGAACGUCAAGCAUUGA